AGGCUAACAGGUGGGUAGACAGGAAUGAGCAGGAGACAGGGUCAUCUUGGAGGGGCAAAAAGCCACAGCUGAAAAGAAAGAGACAGUCAGGAGAGGGCUAUAUAGAGAAGUGCAGAGUUUGAGAGGCAAUUGAGAGGGUAAGGACCACUUAGAGAAGAGGCAAUACAGAAGAUGAGGAGAGGAGAGGACUGCCUAGAUAAGUGACAGAGCAGAGUUGGAGGAAUGCCUAGGGAAGAGCAGUGGAGAGGGAGAGGGCAACCUGGAGUGGAGAUAGCACAGAAGGCAAGGAGAGGACUGCCUUCAGAAGAGACAGAGCAGAGGAUAAGGACUGCCUCCCGAAGAGACAGUGCAAAAGAAAUAAAUGUUUUAUCUGAAGUACAGUAUCAGAGUGUAAACUUGUCACAGAAUGCAAAAAGAGACAUCCCCUGUGUAAGUAGUGACAGCUCUGGGUGAGAGUGGCAGAUGCUCUAAGUUGAAGAAGAAACGUAUGUCAGAUUGCACCCAUGGGAGAAUGAGCCCCAAAGUGGAACGACAGCAGUGCAAGGGGAAAGGGAGCGCUCCCAAGAGAGAGAGAGAGAGAGAGAGAGAGAGAGAAAAGAACAUGGUGAGUGAGGAGAGACAGCCGUGACACAGAAAGAGAAGCCUGGCCCAAAACUCCAGGAGAGAGAGAGAAGUGGAAUGCUAAGAGGCAUUUAGCAACAGCUGUUGAACAGGUCCCUUUCAUCGUACGAGCAUCAACAGGCACUCGUUCAUCUCUGUUCAUCCCUCUUUCACUAAGACAAGCAGGCAGCAGGUAUCUCGUAAGCAUGGAACACGUGAAGCUGCCAACCAUCACAUGCACCGUGCCACCUUCCUGCUGACUCCAUGUCACUGUGCCACACUUCCAAGAAGCUCCUAUUUUGCACCACAUUCCUGUGAAGUUCAUCAGGUGCUGCUCAGUCAAGCAGAGCUCUGCAGUGUGCUGCAUUCCUGUAAAGGCAAGUGACUCCUACCAAGUACCCACCACAUCAGCCACAUUGUGCCUCAAUCCCAAUAACCAACACAUUUAGCAUCAUUCCAGUUCAUACUGGGAUAUGAUUUUGGUCGUGUGGGGGCUCCUGCUGACUGUGCUUGGCUGCAGUGCGGUGGUGAUGGAGACUUUGCUGCCUCGAGGUGGAGGACCUGUAUUGAAUGUGGCCCUUGUUUUUGGAGGCUCCUUUCCAUAUAGUGAGCUUGUUGGACCUAUUAUGCCAGAAGGCUCCCUUUCCCUUCCCUUGGAUAUCCACACCGUCACUGUGCUUGUGAAUGAUAGUGGCCCUGCUCCGCUCCUGAGACAGUUAUGCCAAGCACUGAGGGGGGCUCAUGCUGUGAUAUUCCAGGAUAAUAUCGGCACAGAGGCUGUGGCGCAAAUCCUUGACUUUAUCUCCUCACAAACCCUCGUACCUAUCAUCAGCAUCAGUGGCGGCUCUGCUGUGGUCCUGAGUCCAAAGGAAACCAGUUCCUCCUUCCUGCAGAUGGCAGCUUCUUUAGAGCAGCAGUUGACUGUUAUUCUAAAGGUGCUAGAGGAAUAUGAUCUUGGACCUUUUUCUGUGAUCACCAGUCACUAUCCUGGGCAUCGGCUCUUCCUCAGGGCUGUGCGGGCUCUUUGUGAAGCUCUACAGCCUGGCUGGGGACCACAGGAUGAACUCAUAGUGGAGCCAGGUGCAGGUCCCAAAGAGACUCAGAAAAUCCUCCGGCAAGUAUCUGCUCCAGUUCUUUUGCUAUUUUGCUCAAGAGAGGAGGCAGAAGAGAUGUUUAUUGCAGCGGGUGAAGCCGGACUCCUAGGACCUAGUCACAUAUGGAUUGUCCCAAGCUUUACCAUUGGGUCUCCAGACCAUCCUGCCCCAUUUUUCCCUGUAGGAUUGGUAAGUGUAGUGACUGAGGGCUGGAGGAGAAGCCUGCGAAGGAAGCUACAGGACGGGAUAGCAGUGAUUGCUGCAGGAGCCAAGAACUACCUGCAAAGACAUGGAGAACUGCCACAGCCAAGGGGAAGUUGCCUAAUGCCACCACAACUGCACGGAAACAACACCCUGUACAGGCAUAUGAUGAACACAGUAUGGAGGGACAGAGAGCUGUCUUUCAAUUCUCAGGGAUAUUUACUGGAUCCUUCCAUGCUGGUGAUAACACUGAGUCCUCAUCAUGUAUGGGAAGAGGUGGGACGAUGGGAGAGCGGAAUCAUUCAGAUGAAGUAUCCAGUAUGGCCUCGUUAUGGAGCUGGUAACCAGCUUGUGACAGACUCUCGUCACCUGACAGUGGCCACACUUGAGGAGAGGCCAUUUGUCAUUGUUGAGAGUACAGACCCAGCUACGGGAGACUGUAUCCGGAACACAGUGCCAUGCCGCAAGCAGAGCAACCUGACGCUGAGCAGUUCCGGGGAGCCAUACACAAAGUUAUGCUGCAAAGGUUUCUGCAUUGACAUCCUGAAGAAGCUGGCCCGCACAGUAAAGUUCUCGUAUGACCUUUACCUGGUGACUAAUGGGAAGCAUGGGAAGCUUGUGCGAGGCAUGUGGAAUGGAAUGAUUGGAGAGGUCUAUUAUCGCCGUGCUCAUCUCGCUAUUGGGUCUCUCACUAUAAAUGAGGAGCGGUCCGAGAUCAUAGAUUUCUCAGUUCCCUUUGUGGAAACCGGAAUUAGUGUCCUUGUGUCACGCAGCAAUGGUACAGUGUCUCCUUCUGCCUUCUUGGAGCCGUACAGUCCUGCUGUCUGGAUGAUGAUGUUCCUCAUGUGUCUCUCUGUUGUUGCCGUCACUGUCUUUAGCUUUGAGUAUUUAAGCCCUAUGGGAUAUGACCAAGACUUAAGCAAUGGCAAAAGGUUAGGAGGGCCUAGUUUUACCAUCGGGAAGUCCUUGUGGCUGCUCUGGGCACUAGUGUUUAAUAAUUCAGUUCCCAUCCAGAACCCACGUGGCACUACCAGUAAGAUCAUGGUGCUGGUCUGGGCUUUCUUCGCUGUCAUUUUCUUGGCCAGUUACACAGCCAAUCUGGCAGCUUUCAUGAUUCAGGAGCAGUAUAUUGAUACAGUGUCUGGUCUAAGUGACAGGAAGUUUCAGAAGCCCCAGGAACACUAUCCCCCAUUCCGAUUCGGGACUGUGCCCAAUGGCAGCACAGAGAGAAACAUCCGCACCAACUACCCGGACAUGCACAGCUACAUGGUGCGCUACAACCAACGCUCUGUGGAAGAUGCCCUUGCCAGUCUAAAAGCAGGGAAAUUGGAUGCCUUUAUCUAUGACGCAGCCGUACUGAAUUACAUGGCUGGGAAGGAUGAGGGGUGCAAGCUUGUGACCAUCGGAAGCGGGAAGGUUUUUGCCACCACGGGUUAUGGCAUUGCAUUACAGAAGAAUUCACGCUGGAAACGACCCAUUGAUCUGGCCUUACUACAGUUCCUUGGGGACGGAGACACUCAGAGACUGGAAACAGUAUGGCUAUCAGGCAUCUGUCAGAAUGAGAAGAAUGAAGCAGUCAGUAGCAAGUUGGACAUUGACAAUAUGGCCGGGGUCUUCUACAUGCUGCUGGUGGCCAUGGGGCUGAGUUUGCUGGUCUUCUCCUGGGAGCACCUAGUAUACUGGAGGAUGAGACACUGUAUGCCCAGUUCUUGUGGAGAGAAGGGUCUUUUGGGAAUCAGCCGGGGUAUUUACAGCUGUUUUCGAGGUGUCGAGAGCCCGUUGCAGGAUUCUCAAUUCCCAGAUCCCGACGUGACAGGGACUCCAGUUCCAGUGAAUGUUCUGAGGGUCUUACAGACAGCCAGGGACCUUGUCUCUUCUUCAGGGGUUGGAGGAUCACUGGAGAAUGCAUCCCAGGCAUUACGUACUUGGAAACAGCGAAGUGAGAGCCUGCAAGCCGCAUUCUCUCUUCAGGGGCCGCAAGCUAUUGCAUCCCCUCAUCACAUGGCCACAACUGCAAUGGUAGGGAAUGUAGGUCCCACAAUGGCUGUACCUAUACUUACCCAAUCCCCGCGGUCAUUUCAUCCUUCAUAUCCCGUUUUGGCUGAUGGAGACCUGCAGCCUCCUGAAAUAAAUUCCCUGCCUCUGCAGGAUUUUCACCCAGUAUCUUCCAUUUCUCAAAAUGGAGGUGUGAGCACUGCUGUGCACAGUAGUAACCCAUGUAUCAUUUCCCCACUCCCCCAGAGAAGACAGGAAUCACCACAGAUGUUGCCGAACCCUUCCUGCGCAGGGGGACUGCAGUACCCUGGGACUUGGUACCAAUCUCCCACUCCUAGACAAGUAGUCAGAAGUUCAUUACUACCCCAUGAGACCCUGUUAGCUGAAGACUGCGGGAUGCACCCAAGGUGUGUAAGACCUCUGCACUAUUCUCUUCCACGUGCUUCCCACCUUUGCACUUUUUGCCACAGUGGGGGAUGCCACAGACUUGAUCCUGCUCUGUAUUCCUCCCCACACCCAGAUGCCCCCUUGAGAGGAGCAGUUUCCACACUGGCAGUACCCUCUGCAAUGACCUAUAGAGACUCUGGUUCCCUCCUUAAUGUAGCCUCUCUUGGAAGGACUGCAUGCUGCUCAAAGAUAGCUAGCUCUAGGUACCCCACCGGCUCCCUCUCAGGAACAUUUAGAAGUGAAAUCAGUGGGAAUAUCAACCUGGCUGACUCUUGCAGGAGGAUCAGCUGGGAGUCUGAGGUGUGAUCAGGCCAGAGCAAGACCUUUACUGACAAUACAUACCUUUAUUGGCAAUAAGAUCUGACCUAGAACUGUGUGACUGACCUGCGGCUCCUUAGAAAACCUCAGGUAUGGGGGAUCUAUUCAGGCAGACUGACAUUAAAUGUAAUGUAUGGUGCAUUUAUUAUUGGGGGGGGGCUUCAGUUUUGAUGUGCAAGCAACUAUGUUAUGGGUGGAAACCAGAGUACUUGUCAUUGCAAGAUAAACAGUGAAGUCAUAAUGA
Molecule: messenger RNA, 4899 nt
Organism: Xenopus laevis (African clawed frog)
Lineage: Eukaryota; Metazoa; Chordata; Amphibia; Anura; Pipidae
Gene: grin2c.S
Product: glutamate receptor, ionotropic, N-methyl D-aspartate 2C S homeolog
Exons: 14
Coding region: 1074-4643 (1189 amino acids)
Source: RefSeq, a predicted model, not a curated record